AUGGGUUGCUCUCCAUCCAAGGGUCAGCUUUUCGGUAUUUCCGGAAACCAUAAAGCUCUCGCAUUUGAACCACAAGAAAACAGCGAUGUGCCAGAAAAUCAAAGCCAAACCAAGACAGGUACUGAAGAGACUGCUGAUAACCAACAGGAAAAUCUGUCUGUUUUAGCUAACGGGGUCUGUGACACCACCACACAGGCUAUCAUUCAAACAGAAGAACCUGUGGUACCAUUGAGCAGUCAAGUUAAUCAAGGAGAGACCUCACCAGAUGAAAAUCUAGUGAGAAAGGCUGACAGAAAGAAGAAAAAUGCAGGAGGUAAAAGGACCAAGCAAAAACAAAAGCUGAAAAGACUGUCCUACAGCCAGUCAAAGGUUGAUCUCCCUGAGACCAUGGUGAAGGCCCACCAGGCAGCAUAUGCUUAUCUGAAUCCCAACAUCAGUAAAUAUGAGGCUCUCCUUGGGCUACUGGAUCAGGCAGCCCAAACACACCUCUCUUUGCAACCAAUGGUGGCUUUGGUAGUUAUGCGGUAUGAGGAAAUCAAUCAGGCCCUGGAGGAAAUGGCAAAUGAAGGUGAACAAAUGUUGGAGCAGCAUGGGAGCCAUAUGGCUUGGCCCACUGCUCUAGGUGACACUCCACUUAUCCCAGCCAAGCCCAGUUCAGGUGUGAGCUCAUCUGAACCACCUCCUGACUUGCUGCAGCAGAUGCUCCGACACUCCACAGAGAAAAUGAGGUUAGUGGGCGACUCUGUUAGAGGGUUGGGGGACUCAUCCUUAGAGGAAGCAGCUGACUAUUUUGCAUCACUUUCGAAACUGUUGGGAGAGAAACUAUCAUCAAAGCAGGCUGCAGAGAGGCGUCUGAAACAGAUACUGUUCCAUGUAGAGGCGGCUGCUCUGAGGAAACCUGGUCUAGAAGAUUCAGCUCUUCACAGUGAAGACAGUGGCAUUGGUGCAGACAAUGAGUGUCACAAUGGGUCAGAGCGACUCAGGCACCGUGAGAGUUAUAACAAAUCCGACCAGAGCCUCAGGAAAUCAAGCACUCCGAAUGGUGACUUAGUCAACAGUAAGUGCCAGAGGACUCCUCAUAGAGGAAAACAGCCCAAAAGGCCCAAAACCUCUGAUAAUACCACCAGACAAGGAAAAAUUAGGUAUAGGCAUCUGAGAGGGCUAAAGCGUGCACAGUCUGUAGAGUCUCUUUUCAUUAGAAUGGGGGAGUCAACCGUGGAAUUGGAGAGAAACCGGAGGGACCUGAACCUGAGACCUGAAUUGAAUGGCAAAGGUGCGGUCAGGGAAAAAAAAGAAGGAGGAAUGGUCCAGAGCAGCCUUGUCAGGGCAAGGCUAAGGAGGCAUUCAUCAGGAGGACAUAGUGCAACAAGAUACCAGGGUUUCCAGUAUGGUAGCAAGGGUCUUUUUAAGGCGACACCCCCAUCCAGUUGUCUUCCUUCUCUGAGACCAGAACCACCAGGACGAAAUGCUGUCAAAAGGCUCAUCAACACCUUCAGCAAAGGGAUAGAAGACAAAACUAAUCACAAGGAUGUUCAAGGGCCUAGGUGGCGUGGUCUUCCUGCUUUAGCCAAUGGUAAAACGUCUCUUAUCAAUGAUAGCAACAGCAGUAACAGCAACUGCAACGGUGAUCCAAACAUUCCUGAUAGACCUAAUGAUCUGGACAUGGAAAGCCUUCCACCCCCUCCCCCUGAAGUGUUGAUGGAUAACUCUUUCGAAAGCACAAGGAGGCCUUCCGGUGAUGAAAGAGGGAGAGUAGAAUUAAUGAGGGGACAAUCAUCUCAGCGACAGAAGACUGCUCUUUGCCAAAGGCUACGAGCCUCUGUACAGUCAGCAUCUGUAUUGCCCAAUCGACCCAGUGUUAGACAGGGUUCUCUGAGCACCACUGUCUGCCCAGUCAGGCAGGACGCUGUGGUGGAAUUCCAGACAGGAGAAGAUGUUACUCAGCAAGAUGAAGUGGACCCUAAGAGAGAUGAAGCAGCCUUACUUUAUCAACAGUCUCGGAAGAUCAUUCACCUGCGCCAUUUCCCUGAUUCACCAGCCAAGACAGCCCAGGCUCACCAAGGCAACAAUGCGUACUCAACAAUCAGACCAGAGGCCGAAAUGGCGAAAGGAGGUGGCGAACCCCAUGAUGGUGAACCAGCUGCAGCUGUAACGUGCCCACCAACCACACCACCUGUUUCAAGGGCUCGGUUACCCCCUUCUUCCCCUUCUGUGCACCACACAAUCCAAAGCUCAGCUGUUUUCAGAAGCCAGCCCACGCCUUCAUGCCCAGUUAGUCACUGGCGAGCACCCUCACCCCCUCCCUCUUCUAGCGUCCAAAGAUGGACUAGGGAAAAUGGUGAGGAGGAAAAUGGCAUCAUGCCCGUUUCACAGUCAUUCACUGAAGCUCGAUCUGUGUUCUCUCAAGCUUCCAAGUCAACUACUCAGACAUGGAUACCAUCUUGUACCUCCACGCUACCAAGACCAUGGGGGGAGUCCUCUAGAGGGAGACUGACAAGCACCCGUCUCCCCCAGACUUUCAAUAAACAAAACCUCUCCCACAGAGACCAGCAACAGCCAUCCUCUACCAACAUGUCUACACAAGACCAAAAGCCAAACAGUGAGCCCACCACUGGUAGCAGAGAAGGGAAAGACAGCGGUCCACCGAUGGAGGAGAAAGCAGGAGAAGGGCAAUACGAAGACAGCGUUGUGGAUUUCUCUGCAUCUAAAGAUGAGCAAUGCAACACAGAGCAAAGAAAUUCAGGCAUGUUAGAGGGUGAGGGGUAA
Molecule: messenger RNA, 2766 nt
Organism: Chanos chanos (milkfish)
Lineage: Eukaryota; Metazoa; Chordata; Actinopteri; Gonorynchiformes; Chanidae
Gene: pcare2
Product: photoreceptor cilium actin regulator 2
Exons: 3
Coding region: 1-2766 (921 amino acids)
Source: RefSeq, a predicted model, not a curated record